GCUGCAGGUCGAUGACAGCGAGUCAGGGCUUUCUCAAACAGCCAGACGUCACCUUUAUCCGGAAAUGUCGCUCCUGUAAUGUGUCGUUGUGCUGUCAUUCACCGCUGAGGAAGCACCAGUCUCCUUGUGUUGGUAAAGGCUGUCGGCAUACGCGUCUUUAAAAGACCCGCCAGACCAUGAACUACGUGGGCCAGUUGGCAGGCCAGGUGUUUGUCCAGGUCAAAGAGCUGUACCGAGGCCUCAACCCCGCCACCCUCUCUGGCUGCAUUGACGUCAUUGUAGUGAGACAGCCCGAUGGAUCCCUGCAGUGCUCGCCUUUCCAUGUUCGCUUCGGCAAGAUGGGCGUCCUCCGGUCCCGAGAGAAAGUGGUGGACAUGGAGAUCAAUGGAGAAGCAGUGGAUCUGCACAUGAAGCUUGGGGACAAUGGAGAAGCGUUCUUUGUGCAAGAAACAGAAAACGAUCAGGAAGUGGUUCCCUCCUACCUGGCCACCUCUCCGAUCCUGUCAGACGGAGCCCUUCUGAUGAGCUCUUCCCUGAUGGGGAAGAAGAGCUCCGGGCCCCCCAUACAGACCCUGGGCUCCACGGGCAGCGUAGGAGAGGCUGGCGGCGUGUUGAUGAAGAAGAGGAGGAAGAGGAGGAGGAAGGCUCGGGCAGACAGCGUGAGGAGGGAGGAGAGCGGGGACUACUCCGAGGACGACGACAUGUUCACCAUAGACAUCAGCUCGGAUGAAGGGACAGAGAUGGAGAGCAACAGGACCACAGCUCGGGACGUCUUAAGAGACGAGACGACCGGCGGCUCUUUCAAACAGACUGGCAUCUACACUCGCUCAGAUGGAGAGUGGAGCCCGAUUCAGAGCCCUGGAAACUCUCGUCCCAACUCUCCAAAGAGCGACUCUGAGCUAAUGACCAAGCCGUCAGAGGCAGACAGUCAGAAUCCGGCCAUGCACUGGGCGUGGGGAGAGCUGCCACAGGCUGCCACGCCGUCCUUCCUCCCAGUGAAAUCCGACCCUCCACCAGUCUACCCAGUGUCCAUCCCCGUGUCUGAAAGCACACACUUCCGCGUGAUAACUCACGAGACAUCCUCAGAGCAGUGCGGACCCUGCUCUGAAAUAUCAGCACUCAGGCUGCUCAUGACGGAGGAGACCGCCGAGGAAACGGUCAUCUCGGUCGGGAUGGAGUCAGAACCCGCGAGGAUGGAGCCGCAGACAGUAAGUGCAGAGAUGAGGCCGGCUGGAGGUGCUGCAGCUCGUACGAUGUCUGACAUGGAGGAGACGAUGCCUCGUCCGCAGGGCAAGACCGACUCUCCAUCCAAGAGAAAAGACAAGAGAAGCCGCCACCUUGGUUCUGAUGGAAUUUACCUGGAUGACAUAACGGAGCUCGAGCCUGAAGUGGCGGCCCUUUAUUUCCCUAAGAGCGACGGUGGCGCAGCAGUGAGGAGCAUCUCAGACCCGGGCCUCCACGCCACCAGUCUGUCCCCACAGUCGGUCAGCUCUGGAGGAGACAGCGGAGUGGACAGCUACUGCGACACCAUGGCUGACUUCCCGUCCAUCACCAUCUCUUUGUGUGGAGGCCUCACUGACAACAGGGAGAUCACCAAAGAGCAGUUCCACGAGAAGAUCAUCUCUUACCAGCAGUUUGCAGAAAACCCCUCCAUCAUCGACGACCCCAACUUAGUCGUGAAAAUUGGUUCCAAAUACUAUAAUUGGAGCACUGCGGCUCCACUUAUGCUAGCUAUGCAAGCCUUUCAGAAACCACUGCCAAAGGUUGCAGUGGAGAACAUCAUGAAGGAGAAAAUGCCCAAGAAAGGAGGGAGGUGGUGGUUCUCCUGGAGAGGCAGGAACAGCAGCACCAAAUCGGAUUCGGUCUCAGAGCUCGGGGCCUGUGGCUCUGCUGAGCAGGCUGGGAAAAUGACAAGCAGACAUAAAGAAGAGUCAUCCUCAAGCGAUGAAGACCACAGGGCAGCCAAGCAGGGCUCUCCCACCGUCCAAUCAGAGCCUGGGUUCACACCAGGAGGCGUGUCUUAUAAGAAGACACUCCGACUCACGUCAGAGCAGCUGCUGUCUCUCCAGCUGCAGGAUGGUCCUAACGAUGUUGUGUUCAGCGUGACCACUCAGUACCAAGGAACCUGUCGCUGUCAGGGCACCAUCUACCUCUGGAACUGGGACGACAAGAUAAUUAUCUCAGACAUAGAUGGAACUAUCACCAGGUCAGACACGUUGGGUCACAUCCUGCCCACACUGGGGAAAGACUGGACCCACCAGGGCAUCGCACACCUUUACCACAAAGUCAGCCAAAAUGGCUACAAGUUCCUGUACUGCUCGGCGCGAGCUAUCGGUAUGGCUGACAUGACCAGAGGUUACCUCCACUGGGUCAAUGAGAGGGGCACCAUGCUUCCUAUGGGCCCCGUCCUUCUCAGCCCGAGCAGCCUCUUUUCAGCUCUGCACAGGGAGGUCAUUGAGAAGAAACCAGAGAAAUUCAAGGUGGAGUGUCUCAACGAUAUCAAGAACCUCUUCUACCCCAACAAACAGCCGUUCUAUGCAGCGUUUGGCAACAGACCAACGGAUGUUUAUUCUUAUAAAGAAGUAGGAGUGCCACUGAACAGGAUUUUCACAGUGAACCCUAAAGGCGAGCUAGUGCAGGAGCAUGCCAAGACCAACAUCUCAUCUUAUGUACGUCUGGGGGAGGUGGUGGACCACGUAUUCCCUCUCAAGAUGCGUGCUUCCUCCUCGGACUUCCCGUGCUCAGACACCUUCAGCCACUUCACCUACUGGAGGCAGCAGCUCCCUCAGGUGGAGCAUCAUGGAACUACACCCCCACAGACUCCCAGCCUUGGCAGCUGACUACCUUUGGCCUGCGAAGCAGCGUCCUAGCAGGCAGAGCGCCGACUGACUGAUGGCGUGCUUGAGAUGUAGCAGUCUUUGUGUGUGAUGUGAAUUUGUAGAUUUCUGAAGAUGGAGCACUUUGGUGGACAUAAUGCACAAGAUAGAUGUAAGCGCACUUUUAUGAAAAGAUGAUGUCUGUAGCCUUCUGACUAGAUGUAUGUAUAUGAGAAGUUAUAGUAAUUUAUUCAGGCAGCUUAGCACACAUUAUUAUUUUUGAGUGACAGUAUUUCAGUAGCUCGACUUUCUAGGCAUUUCAUACUGAACUCGUGGCAUCUGCAUCACACAGAACACAACCAUACUGUGCAGACAUCGGAGAGCAAGUUACUUCAACUUGUGCCAAAUAAUGUAGAAUUUAUUUUCUUACUCUGAACUUUUUCAGUCGUGACUGUUACAGAUCCUCCGGCGGCAUGGAAACACAGAUAUAAACAUGCAGACUAACGUUCCUUAUAGCGAAGCAUGUGUUUGUUAUCUAUUAUUCUGUUUGAAGUCAGUAUUAGUUCUAUGGUACAUUGAAAUGUAUUGCAGAGCACAAUGAAUGAAUGUCUAUGGAGCUCGAUAUUAAAAUGUGUUGAGGACAGGAAUCCUGAGAAGAUACGUUGUAAAGUUUAAAAUAAUAAUUGUCGCUGAUGAGAACAGAAAGCACAAUAACAACAAAGAGUAAUUGCGGCAAAUUGCUAAAUCGUUUAUAUUUUUCUAUUUAAAUCACAGUGUGUAUGUGUUGUGAUAGGAGCGUCAUUUCUAUCGCCCCUUCAUGAAAUGUCUUUUAAUGCAGUUCAUCACGUGACUGUUCCACUCUCCAUGAGUUAUGCCUAUUUUCAUAAAUGCCAUAAAGUAUUUUUUAUUUAUUCAUCUGAUUAGAUUCUGACUGAUAUACUGUUUGUAGCUUACACUUGUGUGUUAACAUACACACCUUUGGUUCUUUUACUGUAGCGUUACUGCCAUUCCCUGUAAUAUCACCUAAAGCAAAACUCUGAAAAUCCUGAUCAAUCCAAGACAAUCUGUAUGUUUUAUAAUCCCACAGAUGGACAGUAUAUGAGCCGGAGCUGCUAUCAGGUAUAAUCACCUGACAGUAUCAUUCACCACAGCGGGUGUGAGUAGGUUUAUGAAAGAGGAUGCGUGUGUAUAUACAAUGCUUUAAUACUGUUAUUAUUCUUUCCAUGAAAGAGCUGAAAUAGCCUGGAAGUGUGUUAUCUUUGCCUUAACUGUGAACAACAUGAUCAAUAAUUUGUUCAUUUACUCCCUCCACUCCUUUUGACCAGUUCACUGUUAAAAAUUGGUGUAAUCAUAUUCAAUAAAAAUG
Messenger RNA from Chelmon rostratus (copperband butterflyfish), 4182 nucleotides. Its product is annotated as phosphatidate phosphatase LPIN1-like. The record is from RefSeq and is a predicted model, not a curated record. Gene Ontology annotation, cellular component: mitochondrial outer membrane; nucleus. The transcript is spliced from 20 exons. Bases 177 to 2840 code for a protein of 887 amino acids. Gene Ontology annotation, molecular function: phosphatidate phosphatase activity; transcription coactivator activity. Gene Ontology annotation, biological process: cellular response to insulin stimulus; fatty acid catabolic process; positive regulation of transcription by RNA polymerase II. Lineage: Eukaryota; Metazoa; Chordata; Actinopteri; Chaetodontiformes; Chaetodontidae.